UGUAUGUAGCUAUCUAAUAAUAAAAGACUAUCUUUAGAUUCGUUUGGAGCAAGAGUUUAUAGACAAUCUCUUCUCUCGGCGAUGACAAAGUUGUGUUUCAAUGGACAAUAAUAAUAUUCUGGGUCUUCUCAAGCUUCGAAUUAAAAGAGGCAUUAAUCUUGCCAUUCGCGAUGCUCGUGCCAGCGAUCCUUAUGUCGUUGUCAACAUGGGCGAUCAGAAGCUGAAGACUCGUGUCAUAAAAAAAAACUGCAAUCCUGACUGGAAUGAAGAAUUGACCCUCUCUGUAAAGGACAUUAAAACCCCAAUACAUCUGACGGUUUAUGACAAAGACACUUUCUCUGUGGAUGACAAAAUGGGUGAGGCAGAGAUAGACUUAAAACCAUAUGUUCAGUGUAAGCAGAUGGGAUUGGGUAAGCUCCCAAAUGGUUGUUCACUCAAGAGGAUCCAGCCAGAUAGAACUAAUUACCUUGCUGAAGAGAGCAGCUGCAUUUGGCAAAAUGGAAAGAUUGUCCAAGAAAUGUUUUUGAGAUUGAGAAAUGUUGAGAGUGGGGAGAUACUUGUGGAAAUUGAGUGGGUUGAUGUUGUUGGUUGCAGGGGCUUAUCACAGGUAGAACUUUAAGUGUGCUUCCACCCUUAUGUUAUAUGAAGCAUUGAAAGCUUAGAUGCCAACUCCAGGUUAAUGCAAUGUGGUACAUUAAUAAUGUUUUGUGAUGUAACCUGUGAUACUAGUGUUGAAUGUGUAAUCCUAAGUUGAAACUAGCUUUUGUACUUUAUCUUGUGAAGUGAGACAUAAGUAAUUAGUAACUUCUUGAAAUAUUUAUGUAGGGGAAUUGAUCUUUAUUUUUUUUUCA
Messenger RNA from Glycine soja, 851 nucleotides. Its product is annotated as protein C2-DOMAIN ABA-RELATED 9-like. The transcript has 3 exons. The record is from RefSeq and is a predicted model, not a curated record. NCBI's taxonomy places the organism in Eukaryota, Viridiplantae, Streptophyta, Magnoliopsida, Fabales, Fabaceae. Bases 101 to 619 code for a protein of 172 amino acids.